AUGCAGCCACCUGACUCUACCUGGUACCCUGACACAGGAGCCAUUCAUCACAUGACUGGUAGUUCUUCUAAUCUCCAAAAUCAACAGCCAUAUCAGGGUUCUUACCAAUUUUCUCUUCAAAAUGUCUUUUGUCUAUUCGGCCCCUCUAAAGACGGUCUUUACCCACUUUCCCUCUCCUCUCACUCAUCCACCGUCCCUCGUGCCUUUACCGUCAUGCACUCUCCUGCUUGGCAUCGUCGCCUUGGUCAUUCAUCCCAUCCUAUGCUCUCUCAUCUAGCGCCAUCUUUAGGCUUUAAAUUUUCAAAUGCCUUCUGUAAGGAUUGUGCACUUAGCAAAUCCACCAAACUUCAACUAGGCAUCCACCAACAUUUCUCAUGUCCCCACACUCCCCAACAAAAUGGCCUAGUUGAACGUAAACACAGACAUAUUGCCACCAUGAUACGUACCCUCCUUACCACUUCUCACACUCCCCACAAUCUCUGGGUUGAAGCCGCCCUCACUGCUGUCCAUCUCAUCAACCUCCUACCCACUCCUAAUCUUUAA
Prunus armeniaca (apricot) is the source of this 543-nucleotide messenger RNA. Lineage: Eukaryota; Viridiplantae; Streptophyta; Magnoliopsida; Rosales; Rosaceae. The record is from the annotation of a GenBank genome assembly.